GAACAUUUUAAAUCAGUUGAGAUUUAAAUCAGUUGAGAGUGUGACUUUUUUAAAAAAACUUUCCCUCUAAACGUUUCCACUUGUGUGUGAAAUUGUUCUGGCUAGGGAAACCCUCCUGCGAAAUUGGAUUAUGUGACGCUUUAAUUCCGCGACGGAACCGAAGUGGGGGUGUCAAAAUAGAAAACAUCUCACAUGGCAGGAGCUCCAAGAUAUCUUCUAACAACACUGAGAUGUCUUAUCAACAGGAGGACGUUCUAGAAAAUAUGCAGUGAAUAGGUUUUGGUAUUAAUAAGUUAUAAUUCGUUUUCUGUGGAAACAACUAUGGAGCAUUAAAAUAUUUUGCAAACCUAUUUUUUAUUCAAACGCGGCCAUGGCGGACAGAAAACUGCCUGGAUGGAUGUCGAACGAUAAAAGCAGUGAGCAAACCAAGGAGCUGUCAAGAUUUCACAAGAAGAAUGUUUUGGAAGAUCAUCUUCCUUAUCUAGAAUUCCCUGGUUCUGUGGUUUACAGUUAUGAAUCCCACGACUGCUCUUUUUUGUCCGAGGAUUUGAGAACCGGCCUCACCCCAGGAUCAGCUGUAGGGUUUGAUAUAGAAUGGCCACCAAGCUUCAUCAAGGGGAAAAUGAAGAAAGUGGCCAUGGUUCAGCUGUGUCCAUCAGAGGACAAGUGCUACCUUUUUCACAUUUCUUCUAUGGCAGGAUUUCCUGCUGGCCUGAAGAGGUUGCUCCAAGAUGAAACUAUCAGAAAAGUAGGGGUUGGAAUAGAUGGAGACAUGUGGAAACUAAUGAGUGACUUUGACAUCAAAAUGAAGAGCACUGUGGAACUUGGAGAUUUAGCUAACAAAAAACUCAGAUGUCUGGAAAAGUGGAGUCUGGACAGCCUUGUGAAGCACCUGUUCCAAAAGCAGCUUCUGAAAGAUAAGUCAGUUCGCUGCAGCAGGUGGGAUGACUUUAUUCUAGCCGAGGACCAGAAGAAAUAUGCAGCAACCGAUGCCUAUGCUGGACUCAUUAUCUAUAAAAAGCUGGAGAAAAUGGAUUCUGGUGGGAUAAAGUUGCAUCUAGAUAUCAAGGAAAAGCUCAUGCAGUUCUCCAGUGAAAUUCAGGAGCUGGCUGGCCAGAUUCCUGAUAAAAUCAGUGACACGAAAAGUGCUGCCGAGCUUGUGGACGGUAUGGCUGAGAAACUGGGGGCUUUAAGACGGCUGGUGUUUGGGGGCAGUUCUCAGGUUACAACAGAAGAAGAACAUGAUCCCGAAUUGUGCAGAGAGAAAACCUGCAGCACCAAGGACACUCAGAAACCUGACGGCAAGACCCAAAGAGCUGCCUUUGAAUGGGGAAUACCUGGAGCCCACGAUCUCAGUCAUUCGAUUGUGAAGCCCGUCAAACUUUCUUCAGGCGACUUAGAACCAGCGGAAGCUGAGAGCAAGCCUCAAGAUUAUAAGUCAGCUUCUAGGGAAUGUGUCAUGUCCCUGGACAUUUCUGAGUACGAGCUUGAUGAGCUGGAGAGGCAGGCUAUGCAGAAAGCUAUGGAAGAAGAGUCUAUAAUGGAGCACCAGGCAGCAGUGGACGAAGGCGCUGACCUGUCCUAUGUUGUUGAAAGUGAUGAAGAACUGGAACGUGAAAUGCUUCAGUGUAUGGAUGAGAUGGACGAGGGGAAAUGUUUGGACAGUGAACUGUGUGGAGGUGACCAGAGCAGAGAGCAGACAGAUACCAUAACGGUCAAGGAAGAGGAGGAGGAUGAUGAAGGCAUUGAGGAAGAGGAGGAGGAGUUUGAUCCUUCUCUCCCUGAACCAAACUCCAAGCAAAUUAAAUGCCUGAAGACUUAUUUUGGCCAUUCCAGUUUCAAACCAGUACAAUGGAAAGUGAUUCACUCAGUGCUUCAGGAAAGGAGAGAUAACCUUGUUGUCAUGGCAACAGGUUAUGGGAAGAGCUUGUGCUUUCAGUUCCCCCCAGUAUACUGUGGAGGAGUUGGCAUUGUCAUCUCUCCUCUUAUUGCUCUCAUGGAGGACCAAGUACUUCAGCUGAAGAUGUCUAACAUUCCAGCAUGUUUCCUUGGAUCAGCUCAGACAGACAAUGUCUUUAUGGAUUUAAAAAGGGGCCAUUUUCGAGUGGUAUACAUGACUCCAGAGUUUUGCUCAGGCAACGCGGCACUGAUCAGACAGCUUGACAGUGAUGUCGGCAUCACACUGUUAGCAAUAGAUGAAGCUCACUGUAUCUCUGAAUGGGGCCAUGACUUCAGGAGCGCUUACAGAAGCCUUGGGUUUUUAAAGAACAUACUUCCUGAUGUUCCUAUUGUGGCCUUGACAGCCACAGCGAGCCCCUCGAUUCGCCAGGACAUCGUGAAAAGCCUGAACCUGGCCAACCCACAGAUCACCUGCACCAGCUUCGACCGGCCCAACCUCUUUCUAGACGUGCGCCGGAAAUCUGGCGACGUCGUCAAGGACCUGAAGCACUUCCUCAUCAGAAAGACGCCAUUGGAUCAUGAAUUUGAAGGCUCUACCAUUGUCUACUGCCCUUCAAGAAAAUUAACUGAAACGGUUUCAGCCGAACUAACAAAACUGGGUGUUACUUGUGGAGCUUAUCACGCUGGUAUGGGAGUCAAGAGUAGGAGGGAGACACACCACAAGUUUGUGAGAGAUGAGAUCCAGUGUGUUGUUGCCACCAUUGCUUUUGGAAUGGGAAUAAACAAGCCUGACAUCCGCAAGGUCAUCCACUAUGGAGCACCAAAAGAGAUGGAGUCUUAUUACCAGGAAAUUGGGCGAGCAGGAAGAGAUGGGUUGCCCAGUACCUGUCAUGUAGUGUGGAGCUCUUCAGACAUGGUUUUAAAUAGGCAUCUCCUGAGCAGUGUAAAAAGUGAAAAGUUUCGAGGAUAUAAGCUAAAAAUGAUGGCGAAAAUGGAGCAGUAUCUUAACUCCUGCAAAUGUAGAAGGAAACUAAUCCUGUCCCACUUCGAGGAUAGACAGCUACGAAAGGUCACCUCUGGCAUCAUGGGGACAAGCAAAUGUUGUGACAACUGCAGAUCAGGGUCAGUAUAUAGCUCUGAUGUAGAAGACAGUGAGCCCAGCCUACAGGACUUUGGGAAGGAAGCCCAUCAGCUAAUGGGUGCCGUCAGUGCUCUGGGAGGAAAGUUUGGCACCUCUGUUCCCAUCCUUUUCCUCCGUGGAUCUCAUUCCCAGCGGUUACCAGACCGAUUCCGCAAGCAUUGCCUGUUUGGCUCUGGGAAAAACAUUCCGGAUACCUGGUGGAAAGCCCUAGCCAGACAGCUCAUCUCCGAACAGUACAUGAAGGAAGACUCUGGUCAGAACAGGUUCGCCACCAUCUGUAGUCUCACUCCGAAGGGCAAGACAUGGCUCAGCAAGGCCAGUAGUGGGACGCAACAAACUCUUCUGCUUCCGCCAAACAGCGAUCUGUACGCCAGGAUCGUAAAUGUGCCAAAGUCACAUCAGAUGUCUUCACCUACCACGUCUUUUUCAUCAGCCAGGCAGCCAACAGUGGCACUACAGAAAUCACCAGCUUCCAGAUUUUCUCCGGCUGACAGCAGAAAAUGUCCCAGCACUGUAAGCUCUGCAACUACAAGGCCACAGAUUUCCUUGUCACUCCAGCAUCCCAGUAAUGUCUCUUUGCCAUCCCACGCACCUCCUGUUUCCCCCCGAGAUCUGGAACUUCAGGGAGUGCUGUAUAGCAAGCUGGUGGCGGGGCGACAGAAGCUGGCCACUGAGAAGGAUAUUCCUCCAGCUGUAAUGGCCACUAACAAGAUACUCCUCGACAUGGCAAAGAUACGGCCUACUACAGUUGAAAAUCUGAAGAUGGUCGAUGGGGUGUCAGAGGCAAAGUCCAGCAUGCUGGCUCCGCUUCUGGAAAUCGUCAGCAAGUUCUGCUGUUCAAAUGGCCUCCAGGUAAACAUGUUAUCCAGCACUCCUUCUUGUCCGGAAAGGGUGAAUUCAGGAGUGCGGCCUGCCUGUGCUGCGCUGUCUGACAGUGUUGAUAUCACAUACAGACUUUUCCAGAAGGAGAAAAUGAGCUUGACAAAAGUGUCUAACAGCAGGGGUCUGCCGCUGGCUGUGGUGGGCUCCCACCUCCUGCAGGCAGUGAAGGCAGGAUGCCCCCUGGACAUGGACAGAGCUGGGCUCACUGCUCACACCAGGAGGGUUAUCACCAAUAUCAUCACAGAUCCCCCCAUCAACUCAGAUGUCAGCAAUUUUAAGGCAAUCAGAAAUUUGGUCCCCGAGGAAAUUGACACUUUCCUUAUUAGUCUGACGGUGGCCUUACUGCAGAAGGAAGGAGACUGUGGACCAGAGAGGGCUGCGUGCUCAGGACUGAAACCGAGUCCCACCCCCUGCAGCAAACAGCUGGAGUGGAUAGAGACAAAGGAGAAGCCUGUAAAGAAAAAGACAUCACGACCCCAUUCUUCUGAGACUUCAGUGAAGAUGGAUGAUUUGGAGAUUGAGGAUGAGCUGCUUAGUGAAAUUCCCAUGCCUGAAGUUGAGGUGAGCAUGAGCCCUCGGGACACUGCCGCCUCCUUCGGUUCAGAGUGUGAUGCAGCACCGAGAGCCAUGAAGAACAACCUUGCAGUCAGCAUGGCCUCCUGGAACCAGGAGCAGCUGGACGAAGACACACAAGAGCUCUUCAGAGACUCGCCACCUAAGGGUUGUGGGGGAGCUGGAGCCUAUUUCGGGGAAACAACGGGCACAAAGAGGGAUACAGCCUAUAUGGGAAACCACUCCGUCACAGGGCAGACACAGACACAGACACACUCACACCACAGCCAAUGUUUCCAGAAGCCAAUUAACCUCCCAGCAUGUCUUUUGUUUGUGGGAGAAAACCAGAGCACAGAGAGGGGACCCCAACGUAAACAGGGGAACAACAAACAAAUUCCAGAUUGCACCCCAGGUCUAGAAUUGAACCAAGAAUCCCAGCGCGAUGAGACAGCAAUGAUAUUACUGCCACCACUGCCCCAUUAUUGCCAACGCCUGUUAUUGACUUGAUUAUUUUUAUU
Molecule: messenger RNA, 4992 nt
Organism: Lepisosteus oculatus (spotted gar)
Lineage: Eukaryota; Metazoa; Chordata; Actinopteri; Semionotiformes; Lepisosteidae
Source: RefSeq, a predicted model, not a curated record